UCCAAAAUGGCGGCCCCCGGUAAGCGCUCUUUUUACGUAGUGGAGGGGAUUUGUCCGUAACUGGUGUCAAUUUUAGGCCGAAAUUGUAAAAGACUAGCUUGUAUUUUAUGAAUAAGGAUUAUGUUUUUUAUUACACCAAAUUAAGUGUCCCGCGAAACCGCAAGCAGUCAAAUAAUUAUUUAGAUUCGGAAUAAGGACGGCAACCCAUCCUGUCUUCCACUCCACUGCAGAUCCUGUUAUAUCUGAAUGGCUGGUAUUUUGCUGCUUUCUUCAUCGCGGAGAUUCUUAUGUUUGUAUACAAAGGAGUGUUACUCCCAUACCCUCAAGCAAAUCUGAUAUUGGAUAUUGUUCUGCUGAUCCUCUUCUUGGGCCUUGAAACCCUCAGACUCUUCUAUGGCUAUAAAGGAAACCUUUGUCAGCACUCUCUUGCACUGUGUGUCAGUGUUGGUGUUCUGGUGCCCUGUGCUGUGCUGAGUGUCUACUAUCUGCUACUCCAGACCUUUGUUUUGCGGCUUGAGUUUGUACUCAAUGCUGUGUUGCUCUGCUUUUACAGCAUAGAGCUGGUUCUGGGGCUGAUGACUGUCUCUGUUUUUUCAAGGGCCAGCAUUUAUUGAGUCCAUCUGUGAAGCUAUGACAAGCUUUCCUUGAUGUCAAGAUAAAAACACCACAAACAAGAUUUGCUUCUUUUUGUAAUACAUAAUGUACAGUGUUUAUUGUUGUUAAUAUUUUUUCUUUAAAUAAACUUUUCAUUUGUAUUUGUUAACAAAUAUGUAAAACACUUGUUUUAUGUAGUUCUUAAAAUGUGAUGAAAGAUAAGUUCAUUUAGCACUAAGAUGUACAUUUGUUAAAGGAAUA
Molecule: messenger RNA, 855 nt
Organism: Xyrauchen texanus (razorback sucker)
Lineage: Eukaryota; Metazoa; Chordata; Actinopteri; Cypriniformes; Catostomidae
Gene: tmem216
Product: transmembrane protein 216
Exons: 6
Coding region: 288-614 (108 amino acids)
Biological process (GO): non-motile cilium assembly
Cellular component (GO): ciliary transition zone
Source: RefSeq, a predicted model, not a curated record